Messenger RNA from Parastagonospora nodorum SN15, 198 nucleotides. RefSeq lists its product as hypothetical. The record is from RefSeq and is a predicted model, not a curated record. Lineage: Eukaryota; Fungi; Ascomycota; Dothideomycetes; Pleosporales; Phaeosphaeriaceae. The transcript is spliced from 2 exons. The coding region runs from base 1 to 198 and encodes 65 amino acids.
AUGUUUCGAUGCUACGCUCUCGUUGGUGGACAGGCGGCAAUGAUGGAUGUGGAGCGGGCCGAGUCGGGAGCUGUCGGGCACACGACAGCCAUGCUCGCAGCCAACGACAGGCGCCGUGUUCUGGGCUCGUGUCAGAUCUUUAGCCGCAUCAGUCAGGCACCUUCGCUCGCGGGGCUGCUUGUGGCGAAGAUGGCGUAG